CGAAGCAUUCCUGGGGCUUCCGCCCUAUCCUUUUACAAAGUCCUGGCUUUGGCUGGUGCGACCAAAGAGAGGAAACCGGCGCUUGAGACUUGUCUGGGCUGGCUAUGGUGAAGCAGUGAAACGGUGCAGAAUUGUGACAAUGAGGCUAAUUCAGUUGUGCAAGAAGAGCAUUUCCUCAAAGUAAGACAGAAGCUUUUAGUUACGUCAACACCUGCAAAUGUUAGGCUGGCCAGAAAUUUCCUGACAAAUAAUGGGUGAUGGUCAGGCGCGUGGUCGCUCAUGCCUGUAAUCUCAGCGCUUUGGGAUCACUUGAGGUCAAGAGUUCGAGACCAGCUUGGCCAACAUGGCGAAACCCCAUCUCUACUGAAAGUACAAAAAUUAGCCGGGUGUGGUGGCGCGCGUCUGUAAUCCCAGCUACUCUGGAGGCUGAGGCAGGACAAUCGCUUGAACCCAGGAGGCGGAGGUUGCAGUGAGCCGAGAUCACGGCACUCAAAAGAAACGAAACGAAACGAAACUUUGCUGGUGAUGACCAUGUAGUGAUGAAAGUGAGCGUUUUGGAGCACAGCAAGGUGACUCCCCAUGUAAUUAGUAUAGGCAGAGAGUUUGUGCUCUAAAGGUUAGAAAUAAAUAUUUUCGGCGUGGUGGCUCAUGCCUGCAAUCCCAGGACUUUGAAAGGCUGAGCCAGGUGGAUCGCCUGAAGGUCAGGAGUUCGAGACCAGCCUGGCCAACACGGUGAAACCCGUCUCUAUUCAAGAUACAAAAAUUAGCCAGGCAGAAGAAGUCGCUUAGCUCUUCGCUGGUUGUCACAUGUCCGGAGGCCGAGCCGUCGCGUACCUAGGAUGCCGCGUGGAAGCCGAAGCCACACCUCCCGCAUGGCCCCUCCGGCCAGCCUGGCCCCUCAGAUGAGAGCUGCACCCAGGCCAGCACCAGUCGCUCAGCUACCAGCAGCGGCACCCCCAUCUGCAGUUGGCUCUUCUGCUGCUGCGCCCCGGCAGCCAGGUCUGAUGGCCCAGAUGGCAACCACUGCAGCUGGCGUGGCUGUGGGCUCUGCUGUGGGGCACACACUGGGUCAUGCCAUUACUGGGGGCUUCAGUGGAGGAAGUAAUGCUGAGCCUGCAAGGCCUGGCAUCACUUACCAGGAGCCUCAGGGAACCCAGCCGGCACAGCAGCAGCAGCAGCCUUGCUUCUAUAGGAUCAAACAGUUUCUGGAGUGUGCCUAGAACCAGGGUGACAUCAAGCUCUGUGAGGGUUUCAAUGAGGUGCUGAAACAGUGCCAACUUGCAAACGGAUUGGCCUAAUCAAGAAGUUCAACCUGGAGAGAUGGAAAAUCAGCUCUCAUAACUAAGUUAAUUUAGUAUAAAAAUAGAAUUGAUAGUAAGGGUAUAAAGUGUAACCAUCAGUUAAACUUCUCCUGUCAUUUCCUAGCUUUCUUGCUUCAGAAUUGAAAUGGAAGCGGGGGUGUUCCUACUCUGUAGAAUCUGGGACUGGGCAAAUGUUUGUGUGGCCUCCUUAAACUAGCUGUUAUGAUUUUAUUCUUUGUGAGUUAAUUAGAAUAAAGUCAUUUUCUUCCAAAAAAAAAAUUAGCCAGGCAUGGUGGUGCAUGCCUGUAAUCCCAGCUACUAGGGAGUCCGAGGCAGGAGAAUCACUUGAACCUGGGAGGCAGAGGUUGCAGUGAGCCGAGAUUGUGCCACUGCACUCCAGCCUGGGCAACAGAAUGAGACUCCGUCUCAAAAAAGUAAACAAAUAAUAAAUGUUUUCACUCCACAA
Symphalangus syndactylus (siamang) is the source of this 1767-nucleotide messenger RNA. Its product is annotated as coiled-coil-helix-coiled-coil-helix domain-containing protein 2-like. Gene Ontology annotation, biological process: positive regulation of transcription by RNA polymerase II; mitochondrion organization. Gene Ontology annotation, molecular function: sequence-specific DNA binding. NCBI's taxonomy places the organism in Eukaryota, Metazoa, Chordata, Mammalia, Primates, Hylobatidae. Gene Ontology annotation, cellular component: nucleus; mitochondrion. The record is from RefSeq and is a predicted model, not a curated record.